GGCCCGCCUGUGCCCAUGUGCGGGACGGUGCCUACAGGUUGCCCAUGUCGGGGCCUGAGGGCCAGCAGGAACUGGGCACAGGAGCUUGGGGGGCUGAGGCUGCACACCUGGUGCAGAAGGUCCGGCAGGUGGGCGGUGGGGCUGGGGAAGGAGCAAGCUGUUCUGGAGGGAACAGGUCAUGCAUGGGCUUUCCCGGGUGCUGGAGUGGGGGCAGCAGGGGAGGCGGUAGAGAGACCUGGAGAGGGAGGGAAGGCGGAGCUACAAGCUCAGGAACCAGGAUGCCGAUCCCCUAGAUCCCCUCAGGUCCUAAUCGCCACACUCACCGCACCCGCAGCCCACACGGGCUCCACUGUAAAUAAACCGCGUCUCCUGGAGUGGAGGACGCGGACCUCGCGCAGCGGCUACGGUCACGGGGCGCCCCCCCGCGACGCGCUGCUCGUGUCCGCCGCCAUCACCGUCAGCCUCAGCGUCACGGUCGUGCUCUGCGCCCUCUGCCACUGGUGUCAGCGCAAACUGGGCAAACGCUACAAGAAUUCCCUGGAGACUGUGGGCACGCCAGACUCGGGGCGUGGGCGAAGUGAGAAGAAGGCCAUCAACCGAGUGUGCCCUGCCCCAGGGAGAGCAGCCCCUGCGUUGUUCCCAGGCCUGCACAGCUCGGCCAGCGACCUAGACAGAGACUUUUGGAAUAACAAUGACAGCACAGUGCAGCAGAAAUGGAGCUCCUACCCUCCCAAGGAGUUUAUUCUAAACAUUUCACCCUACGCCCCUUAUGGCGACCCACGACUGUCCCUCAAUGGCACCCUCCUGUCGGGCGCCAAAGUGGCCGCCGUGGCGGGGCUGGCGGUGGAGCGGGAAGGCCGGCUAGCGGAGAAGCCGGCGCCAGCGCCGCCGCCCGGAGAGGACGCCUUGAGAAGCGGCGGGGCUGCCCCCAGCGGGCCGGGCAGCGGCGGCAAGGCGGGGAGAGGCCGCUGGCGGACGGUGCAGAGCCACCUGGCCGCGGGGAAGCUCAACUUGUCCAAUUUCGAGGACUCCACCCUGUCCACGGCCACUACCCUUGAGUCUAUCCCCAGCUCCACGGGAGAGCCGAGGUGCCAGCGACCCCGCACCCUGACGCGGCAGCAGAGCCUGCAGCAGCCCCUGAGCCAGCAGCAGCGGGGCCGGCAGCCCAGCCAGCCCACCACCAGCCAGAGCCUGGGCCAGCUGCAGGCCCACGCGGCCGCAGCGCCUGGCACCAACCCCCGCGCCCACAGCCGAGGCCCAGCCCGGCAGGCCACCUCGGCCAGCUCCAAGUACCGGGCGGCCGGGGGCCGCAGCCGCUCCAACCCGGGCAGCUGGGACCACAUGGUGGGGCAGAUUCGAAACCGAGGCUUGGACGUGAAAUCCUUCCUGGAAGGCCGAAUGGUGGUGCUAUCCUUGGUCUUAGGGCUUUCGGAACAGGAUGACUUUGCCAAUAUCCCUGACCUGCAGAACCCAGGAACCCAGCAGAACCAGAACGCUCAGGGGGACAAGAGGUUGCCCGCAGGAGGGAAAGCGGUCGACACAGCGCUGGUGCCAGGCCAGACGCCCCACGAUGAGUCUGACCGCAGGACCGAGCCCCGAUCCUCUGUCUCGGACCUCGCCAACUCCCUCACCAGCGAGAUGCUCAUGCUGUCCCCAGGCUCUGAGGAGGAUGAGGCCCACGAGGGCUGCAGCCGCGAGAACCUGGGCCGGAUCCAGUUCAGCGUGGGCUACAACUUCCAGGAGUCCACGCUCACGGUGAAGAUCCUGAAGGCCCAGGAGCUGCCGGCCAAGGACUUCAGCGGCACCAGCGACCCCUUCGUGAAGAUCUACCUGCUGCCCGACAAGAAGCACAAGCUGGAGACCAAGGUGAAGCGGAAGAACCUCAACCCCCACUGGAACGAGACCUUCCUCUUCGAAGGUUUCCCCUACGAGAAGGUGGUGCAGAGGGUCCUCUACCUCCAGGUCCUGGACUACGACCGCUUCAGCCGCAAUGACCCCAUCGGGGAGGUGUCCAUCCCCCUCAAUAAGGUGGACCUGACGCAGAUGCAGACCUUCUGGAAGGACCUGAAGCCAUGCAGCGAUGGGAGUGGGAGCCGAGGGGAGCUGCUCCUGUCUCUCUGCUACAACCCCUCCGCCAACUCCAUCAUCGUGAACAUCAUCAAAGCCCGGAACCUCAAAGCCAUGGAUAUCGGGGGCACCUCAGACCCCUAUGUGAAGGUGUGGCUGAUGUACAAGGACAAGCGGGUGGAGAAGAAGAAAACGGUGACCAUGAAGAGGAACCUGAACCCCAUCUUCAACGAGUCCUUCGCCUUCGACAUCCCCACGGAGAAGCUGCGGGAGACGACCAUCAUCAUCACUGUCAUGGACAAGGACAGGCUGAGCCGCAACGACGUCAUAGGCAAGAUCUACCUGUCCUGGAAGAGCGGGCCGGGCGAGGUGAGGCACUGGAAGGACAUGAUCGCCCGUCCCCGCCAGCCUGUGGCCCAGUGGCACCAGCUGAAGGCCUGAGCGCCAGGGGACGCCCAGGGGGUCCCCGACGUGCAGGGCCGUCCAGGACUGCAGCCCCACCCAGCACCCCGCGGGGACUCCGGAGCCAUCUCCCUGCUUCACCGCCCUUCCCUUCGGACUCGCCAAGGCCGAGCAGCAGGGACCUCGUGAGCAGGCGGGCACACCCUCCAGAGGCCGCCAGGUGGGCAUGGCCCCCGUUUUCUUUACGGCAGUGCCUGGAGUGGAGAGAAGCCAGCCCCGUCCCGGGGGUGCCGAGGCGUUUGGCCCUGGCUGGCAAGACAGGCCCGUCUGCAGGUGGCUUCAGGUGCCGCCUGGGCCCUGAAUGCCAAGAACAGUGCACAGCCUGCUCUGUUUGUGUUGUGUGGCUGCGUGUGUGUGAGGGACGCUGGCUCCGGCCCAGGGCCAGCAGUGCUGAAGACGCAGAGAAGCAGGCUUGCGGGGGCGAGGCGGGCGUGGCCAGCCCACCCUCUGCUCGGGUCCUGGCAGCUCCCUCCUGGCAACUUCACCUCUCGGACAUCGGUUCACAACUUUAGGCACCUACUGUGUGCACAGCAUUCCACCAGGCCCCCAGCUCCCUUCCGUCUCAGGGGUCCCAGCCCCGCUGUCCCCCAACACCCCCAGAGACCCCACCUUCUCGGAUCCCUGCCCUCGCCUUCCUUCCCUCCGGGUGUGGUUUCCCACUGUGCAGCCGCCCUGCUGGUCCCUGGAGCGGCCCUUGCGCCCUCCCGCCCGCCUGGACUCUAAGGCCAGGGUGACUGGUGUCCCCGCGACAGCAGAUGUCAGGGCCACCGCUUGCGCCCUGGCCCCGGAGCUGGUCCUGCUAUGGCCAGCGCCUCCCCACAUUCCCAGAUGCACCGCCAGGUGGCGCCGGGACGCCACGGGCUUAGGACCCGGGCAGGGAAGGCGGCGCGGAGCGGAGCGGAGCGUGGCCCUCGCAGCGCAGGCCGGCCGGUGCGACCACACCCAUCACGGUUUGUGCACAUACGCAGGAGCCGGCCCUGUCGCCGCCCCUUCCUCCCUGGGAUCUGAGGGAGAUCGCUCCUGUGGGCGAGUCGCUCCGCUCCGGUCCGCAGAGAAGACGCCGGGCGAGUGAAGCAGUAGUCACCGCAUUCCCUGUAAACCCAGAGUCUCCACAGCGCAGCUUUGCUUUGAGUGGGCCUGGCCAGCUCCCCGGGCUUGGAUGGGGCAGCAGGGGCCAGAGGGCAGGGGCAGCGUGUCCCUCCCUCCCUGGAGGCGCCUUCGGGAGCAGCCAGCAGGGGCUCCCCGGUUCCAUGGGACACCCCCCCCCAGGCCGCUGGGACAGCCUGGCCCCCCACCCACCCAGACAUGGGCCGGGGCUGCAUGGGGAGGGCUGACGGUGGGUGGGGCUGGCAGGAGGGGCGGCAUCAUGGGCGCAGCGGUGGGGAAUGGGGGCGCCGGGCCCAGACCUUGGACAAGCCCCCACCCUCCCGAGACUCAGUUUCCCCGUCCACAAAAUGAUGGUAAUAAUCCUUCACCUACCUCAUGGGGAGGUUGUGAGGUCACCAUCGCCUGACCUGGGGGCCUAGCGAGGCAGAGGACCCUGAAGGUGCUACCGGGAGCAGAGUAUCAUUACCGCAGCCUGAGAGCUCGGCCGCCCGCCGGCCCCUGCUGCAGGGGCACGAGGGCAGGGUCCUGUCUUUUCACUGUGUCCGGGCCCUGUCUCAGUGUCAUCUGCCUCGUCCUGGGCACCCUAGACUUAGUCGUGACCUGGUUCAGCUCUCCUUCCUGUGAACAUCUCCCCAGUAACUGCUGUGCAAACCCCAGCCACCCAGGGCCCCCACACCCACCCUCCGGCCCCAGAGGCCAGGGAGGGACAAGGAAAAAGCCACACAAAAGCCCAGGGACGCCCAGCCCUGGGUGGGGACUGGUGGCUGCUGUUUUUGUCGUGUUUGAGUCUUUGAGUGCAAGUGUUUUAUAAAAAAUAAGACAAAAAUCCACUUUCACAAAAAAAGAAAGAAUUUUUGCAAUGAAGAGAAAUGAAAAAAAGCUGAAGAAAAAAGAACCAUACAAGUUUUCCACCACACACCCUGUAAGCCAGCAGAAUUUCCUCUUUGCAAAACCCUAUUUUUGUGGGAAUGGGCCCUGCUGUUUGGGGCGAGGCCUGUUCUGAUCAAUAAAGGACCAUGAAAAGUA
Messenger RNA from Heterocephalus glaber (naked mole-rat), 4662 nucleotides. RefSeq names its product synaptotagmin 7 (gene Syt7). The record is from RefSeq and is a predicted model, not a curated record. Gene Ontology annotation, molecular function: SNARE binding; clathrin binding; calcium ion binding. Gene Ontology annotation, biological process: vesicle fusion; calcium ion-regulated exocytosis of neurotransmitter. Lineage: Eukaryota; Metazoa; Chordata; Mammalia; Rodentia; Bathyergidae. Gene Ontology annotation, cellular component: synaptic vesicle; axon; synapse.